CCGUCACUUCAGUAUCGUUUGCCGCAGUGACUCAGUCCACCGACCGGAAAAUCUCAGUUUCGUCUGUUCGUAAUGGCUUCGCUCUCAAUAAUCUCCGUUUGCCCCACACUUCGUGUAACUUCCGGAGCCGGAGCUUGAGCUCUCGUAUGGUGGUUCAUUGCAUGUCCCCAACUACAGUUUCAGACCUGCCAACAGUCUCCCAAACAAAGUUGAAUUUCUUGAAGGCAUAUAAGAGACCGAUUCCUAGUAUAUACAACACAGUUUUACAAGAGCUUAUUGUACAGCAGCAUUUGAUAAGGUACAAGAGGUCAUACCGCUAUGAUCCCGUUUUUGCACUUGGUUUCGUUACUGUGUAUGAUCAGCUCAUGGAUGGAUAUCCUAGCAAUGAGGACCGAGAGACCAUCUUCAAAGCUUACAUUGAGGCUCUAAAUGAAGAUCCUGCUCAAUACAGAGCUGAUGCACAGAAGUUAGAAGAGUGGGCCCGUUCACAGACUGCAACUUCAUUAGUAGAUUUCGCAUCCAGAGAAGGAGAGGUUGAAAACAUUUUGAAGGACAUAUCAGAAAGAGCAGGGAGCAACGGAAGUUUCAGUUAUAGCCGGUUCUUUGCUGUUGGUCUAUUCCGCCUGCUCGAGUUGGCAAAUGUGACUGAGCCAACUAUCUUAGAGAAGCUUUGUGCUGCACUAAAUGUAAAUAAAAAAAGUGUUGAUAGAGACCUUGAUGUCUACCGCAACCUUUUAUCCAAGCUGGUUCAAGCAAAGGAGCUAUUGAAAGAGUAUGUAGAAAGAGAGAAAAAGAAAAUAGAAGAAAGGGCAACAUCUCAAAAGGCCAAUGAGGCUAUCACAAAAUGCUUGGCCGAGCACGAAUCUGCUGUGCGGUAG
Messenger RNA from Striga hermonthica, 878 nucleotides. Lineage: Eukaryota; Viridiplantae; Streptophyta; Magnoliopsida; Lamiales; Orobanchaceae. The record is from the annotation of a GenBank genome assembly.